Molecule: messenger RNA, 2615 nt
Organism: Metopolophium dirhodum (rose-grain aphid)
Lineage: Eukaryota; Metazoa; Arthropoda; Insecta; Hemiptera; Aphididae
Product: chorion peroxidase-like
Exons: 15
Coding region: 451-2523 (690 amino acids)
Biological process (GO): response to oxidative stress
Molecular function (GO): heme binding; peroxidase activity
Source: RefSeq, a predicted model, not a curated record
UUCCGUUAUGAUAUUACGGCGUUAAAGUCCAUGGAAACACAUUGUGAACAUAAAAAUAUGCACCUAUAAAUUGUGUAUGAAACCAACUCAAGUUCAAAACAGCCAAAAUAAUCAACGUAAAAACAUAUAAAUGUAUGGUACUAUGUUCACCGUUCACGCAUUUAUAAUUAAGAAUCCAAAUAAUAUUGGUUUCAUUUUUAAAAUCUAGGCAAAUCUUAAAAAUUAAUUUGGAUUUAAAAUAAUAACAAGAACAACAAAACGACAUUUCAACGAUGCGGCGGGGGUCAAGGAGUCGUCAAAAAGACAAAAACCUACACAUAGUAAGUUGAUAGUUGGAUCCGAGCCACAUCAAACGUGUUUCAAUUGUAAUUUUCAUGAACUAUAUUAGUAUUAUAAUCUUUUUUUAAAACAAAAAAUAUUUUUAUCCUAACAGAAAAACACCAAAAUAAAAUGAAUUUAUUUCCUCCAAGUGGUGAAACACAAUCGUUGUUAAAAAACAGUAAUUUCAACAUGAAAUGGAAUAAUAAAGUGGUCAAGUGGACUUUCAGUAUAGUUUUGUUUGGUUUGUUGUUACUAGGUGCUAUUUGUCUUGUGCAAAUUUUCACUAAGAAAAUUCAGGUGGAAUCUAAUGCAACUAUAAAAAAAAAAAAUCCACUACACAUCACGAGUAUUGCAACCACAAACGAUGACUUUUUAAAGAAAUGUGCUCCUAUCGUUAAAUGUGAUCCUGAUGCCAAAUAUAGAAGUGCAAAUGGUUCUUGUAAUAAUUUGAGGACUCCCACAUGGGGUGCCGCAACAACGCCAUUUUUUCGUAUGAUUGAUGCCAAUUACAGUGAUGGCUAUUACGCGUUCCGAUUACAAACAAAUGGAAGUGCAUUGCCUAGUGGAAGGAUGAUAAAUGUUAAAGUCUUUAUGAAUCAUGAGAUAUAUCGCGUUGACGAAAAUAAUGUACUUUUAUUUCCAUUCGCACAAUCAUCAGCCCAUGACAUAUCGGGGUUGCCUAAUGAUAUUAUAUUAAGAAAGGAUGGCACAACAAUAGAUUGUUGUUCGGCUGAAAAUAAAAUAAAGAAAUAUCCACAAUGUCUUGAGAUUAUCGAAUCAACCGACGAUCCUGUUUAUAGUACGUUUAAUAUAACUUGUACGGGUACAUUCCGUGCAAUGACAUCGAGGAAUUAUUACGACUGUCCGUUAUACCCCACAACAUUUAUCAAUACCAAUACACAUUUCAUCGACGCGUCUGAAGUGUAUGGAUCAAACGAAAAUAAUGCACAACACCUUAGAACUAUGGAUGGUGGAAGACUGAAUUUCUCAAUUGGUGACAAUGGCCAAAUGUUCUGUCCAUUUCUACUCAAUCAAAACAAGGAACCAUCAAUUGAAAAUCCAAACAGCCAUAUUAAAUAUGAUACAGGAGAUCCAAAGAAUGGGAAUCAAAAUUUAGGAAUUAUUUCAAUGCAGACCUUAUUCUUAAGGUUUCAUAAUUAUGUUGCUUUAAAGCUUUCGUCUUUAAAUCCAUUUUGGUCCGAUGAAAUUGUUUAUCAGGAGUCGCGAAGAAUUGUCAUUGCAACUAUUCAACGUAGCAUAUAUGAAGAUUUUUUACCGAUUAUUAUUGGAGAUGAUUUCCAAGAAUUAUAUGGAUUAAACCAACCAAAUAUCUAUGAUCCUAGUUUAAAUCCCUCGACGUCUCAAGAAUUUUCGACUGCUGCUUAUCGAGUCCUACAUGCAAUUAUACCCGCUCAGUUAAAUUUUAUGAACAAUAAUUACCAAAUAGAAAACCGGGUAAGAAUUAUCGAUUGGAUAUUAGUCUCAGACCCAUUACCCAUUGAUAAUAAUUUCGAUAAAUUGUUAAAAGGGUUUAUAGAGACUCCAGGACGAAUAGUUCAACCUUCUUACAAUUUCUACAUGUCCAACUUCAUGUUCCUUACAAUAAACAAUUCUCUAUUAGCUGGGCCUGUCUCACUCGAUAAUGUUAAGCUCCGUGCACCUCAGUUCAGUACUCGUGAUCUGCUAUCAAUUGAUAUUUUAAGGGGCCGCGAUGUGGGCCUUCAACCAUACAAUCAUGUCAGGCAUUUUUGCGGAUAUCCGUUGGCCAAAGAUUUUGAUGACUUAGUGGAUCUCAUACACAUAAAAGCUAUAGCCCAAUUAAAAGAACUUUAUAACUCAGUGAAUGAUAUAGACUUAAUGGUAGGUCUUUUAUUGGAAAAACACAGUGACGGUGCAAUUGUAGGUCCGACGACACAGUGUUUGAUUGCCGACGGUUUUUAUCGAUACAAAGCGGGUGAUCGAUUUUUCUACGAUGUACAAGGUCAACCCGGUAGCUUCACCGAUGAUCAAUUAAAAGUGAUUAAGAAAAUUACUCUCGGCCAUAUCGUAUGUGCUACUUCAAACGUAGACCAUGUACAAAAGGACAUUUUUAAGAUGGUCGAUCACAAUUUAUUUCCUACACUCAAACGGAAAUGUGACAGCAGGGAGUUCUAUUUGGACUUUGAAGAUUGGAAUGACUCAAAUGGUCGACCAGAGUUGUGAAUUGAUCGAUUUAACAUUUAGACAUUUUUUGUAUUUAUAUUUAUGUGUGUAAUAUACUAGCUGAAUUUCCCUGGCAUAGCCCUGAAAAAUAA